Myiozetetes cayanensis is the source of this 4018-nucleotide messenger RNA. It is a transcript of the gene PHF19, whose product is annotated as PHD finger protein 19. Lineage: Eukaryota; Metazoa; Chordata; Aves; Passeriformes; Tyrannidae. The record is from RefSeq and is a predicted model, not a curated record. Gene Ontology annotation, molecular function: chromatin binding; DNA binding. The coding region runs from base 127 to 1872 and encodes 581 amino acids. Gene Ontology annotation, cellular component: nucleus. Gene Ontology annotation, biological process: regulation of DNA-templated transcription; chromatin organization. The transcript is spliced from 15 exons.
GGGACGUCAAUGCCGGCGGGAGCGCGGGGUUAGCGCGGGAAGAUGGCGCCCCGCGCCCGGCCCCCGCCGCGCCCCGCAGCCCCCCGCGCCCCGGCCGCCCGCUGAGCGCACCCCGCGGUGCUGCUGAUGGAGCCCGCCAAGCUCAACCCCCUCAUCCGGGAUGUCUAUGCAGCUGCUGGCCGGGUCCAGCAGGCUCCUGGUGCCAGCUCAGCACGGAGGGGCAGCGGCUGCAGGGAGCUCAUGGUGCGGCUGAGCGAGGGGCAGUACGUGCUGUGCCGCUGGACCGACGGGCUCUACUACCUGGGCAAGAUCAAGAGGGUGAGUGGCUCCAAGCAGAGCUGCCUCGUCACGUUUGAGGACAACUCCAAGUACUGGGUCCUCUGGAAGGACAUCCAGCAUGCCGGUGUCCCUGGGGAGGAGCCCAAGUGCAGCAUCUGCCUGGGGAAGACAUCGGGCCCCAGGAACGAAAUCCUCAUCUGUGGCAAGUGCGGGCUGGGUUAUCACCAGCAGUGCCACAUCCCGGUGGCGAGCGGCAGCGAGGGCCCGCUGGGCACGCCGUGGUUCUGCCGCCGCUGCAUCUUCGCCCUGGCCGUGCGGAAGGGGGGUGCCCUGAAGAAGGGAGCCAUUGCCAGGACGCUGCAAGCUGUGAAGAUGGUGCUGUCCUACAACCCCGAGCUGCUGGAGUGGGACUCCCCUCACCGCACCAACCAGCAGCAGUGCUACUGCUACUGCGGGGGCCCCGGAGAGUGGUACCUGAAGAUGCUGCAGUGCUACCGCUGCCGGCAGUGGUUCCACGAAGCCUGCACCCAGUGCCUCAGUGACCCCAUGAUGUUUGGAGACCGGUUCUACGUGUUCUUCUGCUCCGUGUGUAACCAGGGGCCCGAGUACAUCAAGCGCCUGCCCUUGAGAUGGGUGGAUGUCGUCCACCUCGCCCUCUACAACCUGGGUGUGCAGAGCAAGAAGAAAUACUUUGACUUUGAGGAGAUUUUGGCCUUUGUGAACCACCACUGGGAUCCGCUGCAGCUCGGGAAGCUCACGGGCACCCCGGUGUCAGAGCGCGGCCCCCACCUCCUCAACGCCCUCAACAGCUACAAGAGCAGGUUUCUGUGCGGGAAGGAGAUCAAAAAGAAGAAAUGCAUCUUCCGCCUGCGCAUCCGCGUGCCCCCGAACCCCCCCACCAAGGUGCUGCCCGAGAAGGGCCCGGGCGAGGGCGAGGGCGGCUCCUGCGAGCUGAAGAAGAGGAGCAGAAGCAGAUGUGUCCACAAGGAUGGGCUCCUGCCACUGCAGCAGCACCAGCGGCGAGCGGCCAAGCGCAAGAGGGCCAAGUUCCUGCUGGAGGAUGCCAUUCCCAGCAGUGACUUCACCUCUGCCUGGAGCACCAACCACCACCUGGCCAGCAUCUUUGACUUCACGCUGGAUGAGAUCCAGAGCCUGAAAAGUGCCAGCUCAGGACAGACGUUCCUCUCAGAUGUGGACUCCACGGAUGCCGCCAGCACCUCAGGCUCGGCCACCACGAGCCUCUCCUAUGAGUCCAGCCAGAGGACCGUGGGCAGCCGCAAGCGCAAACUGGCAGCCCCCAAGUGCAGGGGAGGGGACAGGGGCGGCCGCCCGGCCCCGGGCACCCCCGAGGGCAGCGAGGAGACCCCGGGCGGCCCCGAGCACCCCGACGGUGGCGGCAUCGACAGCCACACCUUCGAGAGCAUCAGCGAGGACGACUCGUCGCUCUCCCACCUCAAGUCCUCCAUCAGCAGCUACUUCGGGGCCGCGGGCCGGCUGGUCUGCGGGGAGAAGUACCAGGUGCUGGCGCGGCGCGUGACGCUGGAGGGGAAGGUGCAGUACCUGGUGGAGUGGGAAGGCACGACCCCCUACUGAGCCCUGCCAGCCCUGAGACCUCUCCUGGAGCCAAGCCAGAGGAGAUGGGGGCGCUGGGGCAGUCCUGGCCUGGAGGCAGAGGAGGGUGCUGGUGCCCCCGGGAGCCUCCGCGGGUGGAGGCAGCGCCCGCGCCAGCACCGCCAGUGGUGCUGCCAAGGAACGGAACCUAAAGCCUUGAUGCUCUUUUUUUUUAAAAUUUUUUCUUAUUUUAACAAUUUUUAGUUUCUUGGCCAGUUUUUUUCCUGGCUGGGAGCGUGGCCCAGCCACACUCUGCUGGUGGAGCCUUUGGCCGAGCCCAAGGCACCAUCACGAUGGUGGUAAGAGCAGUGAGUGGCUCUGACCCCUCCAGAAGGGUCCCCUGGCACAGCUGGGGAAGCCACUUUGGGGGACACCCCACAACCUGCUCACAUGGAUGGAGGUCAAAGCCUGACUUGUCCCUGCAUCCCAGCCUUACAGAGCAGCCUCGAGGGGGUCCCAGUGCCCAAGCACAAAGCCCCUCCUCCCCCCAGUGCUUUCCCAGCCCCUCACUGUGCCUGUGGGAAAAGAGGGGUGACUCUUGGGGUUUUCUGCCUCAAUCCUAAAUCCAUUCAUUAAAGGAAUGUGGUUUGUUUUAAAUGAGGGGAGCAAACAGCCCACGUGUGGCUUUCACGGCCACAGGGCAGACGUUGGUGGCUGCUCUCACCUCUCAACCUGAACUGCCUGUGAUGCUGCACCAGCUUCAUUUCCCUGUUCUGACAAUCAUGACCCUGGAAGAGAUUGGCCAAAAGAUCCUCCUUUGCCUUAAAGCACUUAAAGGGCACUUCACAGACUGGAGCCCGAGGCCUUUGUUCUCACAGGAAUCUUCACCCUGAACGUGCCAAACCAGCAGACAAAACCAAAAAGGCUGAAGAGGACAGUGGGGACGUGGGGAGGGGGUUGUGCCAGUGCCUCCCUGGAGAGCACUUGAUGUUUGGGAACACCUGGGGUUGAUUUGUCUGUGGGAGGGAAGGAACAGCCCCCUUCUCUAACAAGGCAACACUGCCAGGUUGGGCAGGAGCAAAGCAGUUGGCUUUUUAAAAAAGAUUCUAAUAUCAGAUAUAUUUGUUAGAUUUUUUUUUUCUUAAAAGAUAUAUAUAUAUAUUUAACGUUGUCCUCCUUGUCUCUCCCCCAUCCCACCACGGCUGUCCCAUGGGAUGGAGGGUGGGUGGGCUGGGUGGUCUUGCUCCAUCAGCAGAUCCUGUCCUGCAGCCCCAUCACCGUCCAUACCUGUGCCUGUGGGAUCUGCUGACCAGAGGGUGAGUUGAAAAGGUUGUUUUACUGAAAAAGUACUUAAAAAAAUCCCUCAGUGUAGCUGACCCGUGCUGUGGUGCAGAGCAGCAGCUUCUCUGCAGCCUGGGGGGUGGUUUGGGCCAGGCAGGAGCUGGUUCAGUGCCUGGAGAAGGAGCCUGAGGAUCUGGCUCUGGAUCAAAGCACUGUCACUGCUUCCUCAGGGCUGCCCAGUGCCCUGUGCUGGGGGACAGGCUGUUGGCCCCUUGUGCAGGGACAGCUUUGGGAGGGAAGGCUCUGUCCAGCUCCCAGCCAUGAGAUGGUUUGGGCUGAGGGCUCAGCUGUGCCUUGGGGAGUGGUGCUUGGCACCCUCAGGGUCUGCAUCCAGAGGAACCCCAUCCUUUAGGGAUGUGUGCUGCCAGGCCCCCAUCCCUGGCAGGGCGGGGUCCAGCAGCUGGAUCACUCCCCAUCCUGCCUGGGCUUUGUCACCAAAGGAUCCCUUAAAAUGUUUCCCUUCCUCGAGUGCCUUGGGAGCCCCUGCCAAGGGCUGUGCCAGGCCGAGCAGGGUCACUCCUGUGGGAUGUGCCAGUGGACAUCACAGCCACAGCAGCACCCACGGGAUGGGGCCCCUCUCACUGGGGGCCACGUGGUUCCUCUCUGUUCCCUCUCAUUCCCUCCUGGCUUCUUGCAGAGAAUUGAAUGUGGAGCCUUUGAAAGUAUUUUUGUUGCAGAGUAUAUUUUGCAUUCGCUGUAAUCGAGAUUAUAACGGCUCUGUGCACCUUCUGAUUUCUGAGUUCAGGUUGCUGCUUGUAAUAACCAACUCUCCUUAUACCCAAGUUGUAAUUAAUAUGUCUGAUGUUCUGGUGUACAAUUAAAAAGUCUUUUUUUUUUUUUCUUCUUU